Molecule: messenger RNA, 990 nt
Organism: Panicum hallii
Lineage: Eukaryota; Viridiplantae; Streptophyta; Magnoliopsida; Poales; Poaceae
Exons: 3
Coding region: 86-670 (194 amino acids)
Source: RefSeq, a predicted model, not a curated record
CUUCUUCUUCCUCGCACGCCGGCACACCAUUAUUCCAUCCCCCUCGGCGUCGAGAGCUUGCUUGCCAGGAGCCUGCCUGCUUCCCAUGGCGUCCGUUCCCAGCCGGCCGCUGUGCUGCUUCCUGCUGGCGUGCAUCUCCUGGUGCGGCCUGCUGAUCCCUUGCUGCCGAUCAGAUGGCUCCGCAGCUGCUGCUGCUGCCGCCUUCCAUGGCCAGAAGAGAGACGCCCCGGACAUAGUCGGGAGAGCCCUCAUCUGCUUCGACGACCGCUACAUCUACAGCAGGUGCCAGGGCUCGUUCCGUCUGGGCCCGCAGGGCGCGCUGGACGUGCCGCCGGGGUCGGCCGACGCCUUCUGCAGCGGGCCCUGCCUGGCCGAGACGGAGCUCGUGCUCCGCUGCGUCGACGGCAUCAUGGGCAACUUCCGCUUCUACAACGGCGCCACCGCCGCCGACGUCCGCUCCGCGCUCGACAGCGGCUGCGGCCGCUCGGGCCUCCGCGGCGACUUCGACGUGCUGCGCCGCCUCGGAGGGGCCGGCGGCGGCGGCGACAACUACGGCGACGGGUACUUCUACGGCCGCGCGGCCGGCGGCCGGCGGCCAGCCUCGCUCGUCGGCAGCCUCGCGCCGCCGCUGCUGCUGGGCGCGGCCGCCGCGGUCCUCGCGUGGGCGUGAUCGAUCACAUCAACGAAGCACAUGUUGGUGCCAGUUGCUCUGAUCAAGUAUAGUGUAGUGACACUGUGACAGUGAUAACUAGUUAUUAGCCGUAGUGCAUGAGAUCGACUUGAUGCAUCGAGAUAAUAGGAAGCCUGUGAUCGACCACUCGACCUGUUGUGGAAUGAGAAGAACUGCUGCUACAGCAAAGUGCAAAAUCUGCACUGCUACUAGGUUAGGUACGCUAGCUAGUACUUGCGUGGAAAGUCAUGAAUAGGAGUUGUUCUUGUUUUCUUUACCUGUUUGACAAGAAGUAGAUGAAAAUUAAAGCUUCAGAUAAA